CAUCUGGAAAUAGCCCGACAUUACCAUCAUUUGAAUUUCAAUCAUCUGCAAUGGAUAUCUCUUCCACUACAUCUGGAAAUAGCCCGACAUUACCAUCAUUUGAAUUUCCAUCAUCUGCAAUGGAUAUUUCUUUCACUGCAUCUGGAAAUAGCCCAACAUUACCAUCAU
This is a messenger RNA of Lottia gigantea (owl limpet), 168 nucleotides long. RefSeq lists its product as hypothetical. The record is from RefSeq and is a predicted model, not a curated record. Lineage: Eukaryota; Metazoa; Mollusca; Gastropoda; Lottiidae. The annotation marks the transcript as partial. The transcript has a single exon.